Zootermopsis nevadensis is the source of this 2277-nucleotide messenger RNA. RefSeq lists its product as uncharacterized. The record is from RefSeq and is a predicted model, not a curated record. Lineage: Eukaryota; Metazoa; Arthropoda; Insecta; Blattodea; Termopsidae.
CACUCCUUCGAUAAAACGUUCUCCGUAUUAAAAACACAUUCUUCCGUGUUCACGGAUAUCAACGGUCAGAGGAAAGGCCACUCCGAGACGCGCGAACAAGUUAACCGGGAUGGAAAGUUAGUGUCCCGCGUGGACCAGAAGGUGGAAACCAAGCAGGAUCCAGUGGAAGGGGCGACACCGGCCACCCAAAUCCUCACCGAGGUCGAAGUACCCAGUCAGGGGAUUCACCGGACCGUGGUCAGCGAUGUCGCAAACGUGGAGCGUCGCAACAGCGCGGACAAGUACUCGUCUUAUGCUGGAGUGCAGUACUCACCGCUUGACAUGGCCGAGUACGUCUUCUGGACGGGAGACGAGAAGGGGGUCACACUGGCCAUCGAAGAGUUCCUGCAGGAGGGUCUGAUGACGCGAGAGGAAGCCAUCUCGUUCCUACAGGGUAUCAAGAAUAAUCUACAGUUCCUGCAAGAACGUUACAGCCAAUUACAGCUUAGCAGAGAGCAGCAGCAGCGAGACAAGGAACGAGCAUACAGGAUUCAGAAGGCUUUGGGUCUAGACAAAGGUAGACCUAACGAGACGAAGAUAAACUCAAUAGAAGACAUUUCUUCCGCUACAGAUCUAUUAGCGCUAGCUAAGAAGACUUCAGCUCCUGAGGAAAACAACGCGAAAGUUGCCGACAGAGCUCAGCAGGUUCUAGACGAGGACUAUGACGAGGUGCUAGAGAGACUGAGGGUCGCGGACUACCUGUACACGGAGUACUCCCUGGAGGAGGUCAUCUAUCAGCUCGCCAAGGUCAUGUUCUCACAGUCCCUGAACAGAGGAAGUGCUGAGGCACAGGAAGCCUUGCAGAAGUUCACCAGUUUCUUGGAGGCUGAGGCAGAACAAGGUCACAUCUCACGGAGCCUCGAGAAGAAAGUCCUUGAUGUGCUUAUUGCGUCGUUGAGCGACACACUUGCAGAGCAUCCACAGCUGUUGAGCGUCGCUAGGGAAGGCCUCCUUGAGGGAUCUGGCAACCAGCUGCUACAGCAGUUGCUGAUUAUGAACCCAGCAACCAAUGCCGGAGACCCUGCCUCUGAGCAGAAGUCUGCAUCUGAUAAGGGCCAGGGAUCAGACAGUCACCAAUCAACAACAUCCAAGGGCAGACAGAACGAGACUGUCGGAAAGAAUAUCAGCAGCUCCAUGGGGAAAUCAUCUAAGGCAACUUAAUGUCUACACUAAGAAACAAAUACGUAUAAAUAAAUAUAUUCUAUAGUGUAUCCAAAUUAAUCCAAAAAUAAUAUAUUCUGAAAGUAGGUAGAUCAAUGCAGCCAGUAUCAACUGUCUCAUUCAGUUUAUACUCGAAAACAUAUCCACUCUUCAUUAGUUCUGAAGUGUAAAGAUUUCAAUUCUUGAAAUAACCCUCGUUUCAUCCCUAAGUGUACUUGCGGGUGGACCAACUUUGAGAAUAUUAAUUUUGAAAUCUGUCCUAGAGCAUCGUAAGCAAAAUAAAAUCCGACUUAAAGGAUCAAUCAAUGUUUAUAAAACACACAACUGUAAGAAUUAACAAAAGCAUGAGGUCGUGUUACUUACUGUUCAUGAGUGACAAAACGCGGUACAACAAACAGGGGAGUAUAUUUCCUUAUAUAUUUUUACCAUGUACGUAACAAAAUACUUUUUCUUAAAUAUGUUUCCUUUUUGUAUAAUCAGAACUACAUCUUUGUAAUAUUUACAGCCUGACAUAAAAAUUCCACACUUCUAAAUAUCAUAUUAUUAUAUGUAAUUCAGCAAAUUCCAGACAGAAAUAAUAAUUUAAUGAUUUGGUGUAGAAGUCGUAAGAUAAAUUUAAGAAAUCAGGAGAUAAAUUACUAUGCUAUCGUUUUAAAUUAAGACUGUACAAUCCUUAAGAUCUCUGCAUUUCUAAUUUCCCCCUCUUUUUCUAUCUAUGAAGGAAAUUAAUGAUCUCUAUAAACUUCUAACAUUGCAAAAAUGCAGAGAAAUUAUAUUCAAAUGCCUCAGAUCAAAAGCCUGGAGUCUGCUAUGAAAAUUUAUAACGAGAUCUGCAAGACAGACAUAAAUACUUUCUUUCAUUAUUCGAUACUCCAGUGGCUGAAUGUAAAUAUACAUCCUUUCUGUUAUAAAAGUUAAGUAAUCACCAUGUCUACGCCUCACACCACAGAAUUAAUAUGGGCCAUAGCUGAGAUACGUAUAUGAAGAAAAAUUAUUAAAUUGUUUCAGGUGUUUUAUUUUAAUGGAAGUCUGCUUUCUGUUUAAUGAGCUUAAUCAGAAUUACCCAGUGCUUUGCUU